This is a messenger RNA of Rhodamnia argentea, 2654 nucleotides long. RefSeq names its product calmodulin-binding protein 60 B-like. The record is from RefSeq and is a predicted model, not a curated record. The transcript is spliced from 8 exons. Gene Ontology annotation, cellular component: nucleus. Gene Ontology annotation, molecular function: calmodulin binding; sequence-specific DNA binding; DNA-binding transcription factor activity. Bases 504 to 2273 code for a protein of 589 amino acids. Gene Ontology annotation, biological process: regulation of salicylic acid biosynthetic process. NCBI's taxonomy places the organism in Eukaryota, Viridiplantae, Streptophyta, Magnoliopsida, Myrtales, Myrtaceae.
CUCUAUCAUAUUACUUAUCGUGUCUGCUCAGGUACGGGUCGAUGAUGCAACGGUCUGAUUCUCUCAAAUCCCACUUAAGAAAGGUUGAUUUUUUUUUUUUUUAAUAUCUUCUAGAUUGUGCGGCCAAUGCAGCCGUCAGUCACUUUACACGGUUGGUUAGCAAUUGGUCAAUCUUGGUUUUUAGUGGGUAAUUUCGCCCCCAUCUUCUUGGGUGCGCGUCGUGAAUUCAGGGGAUGAGUCCAAAAGGCGAGUCGAUGGCACUUGGAAUUGUCAAGGUGUAAUUUCUUAUAUUAGCAGGGAGGGAAAUGUAGUUAAAAGCCGUACUUUUGGUUAGUUAAGUACCUUUUUCGAGCCCAGAUAGAAGUAUUUGUUUGGCUCGAGUCAAUGUCAUGCUGAUUGUCAAUGGUUUCAAAGUUGAAUCUCCUUUGGACCUUCCAUCUCUGCGGGUUCAGCAGUGCCGGUUGCAGCAUCUAUAAAUACAGCAAGGUUUUGAAACUCUGGACAUGAAUCUCUCUAGUGUGUUGGAUUCUCUGGAGAUGGUGAAAAGGCAACUUCAGGAGGGCGGUUCCGGAUCUUCAGCUCGAGGAUCAAGAAGAAGAAGGCCUAACAUUAACCAUUGGAGCACUGUGACCGGAGAACUGUCGCUGGGUGAAUUUGCAUCUUUUGUUGAGCCUCUCAUUCGGAAAGUGGUUAGUGAGGAAGUGGAAUGUCUGAUCUCACGCUUUCAUGAUCGGUCUUUAAGAGCGCCAUCUAAUCCUGUUGGAACUUCUGAAGAAAGCAGUUUGCGACUGCAGUUUCUUGCCAAAUUACCGGCAACCAUCUUCACUGGCAGACAUAUAGAAGCCGAGGACGGCAAUCUUCUGAGGAUCGAACUAGUAGAUGGCAGGACCAAUGAGAGGGUUACAAGUGGCUCUCUAUCUUCUGUAAAGCUCGAAAUUGUUGUCCUUGAUGGCGAUUUCGGGACGGACGAGGGAGAGGAUUGGACUGAGAAGGACUUCACUUGCAAUAUCGUUCAUGAAAGGGAAGGUAAAAGGCCAUUGAUAACUGGGGAGCUGACCGUGAUCUUGCAAGGAGGAAUUGGUUGCCUCCGCGAUUUAAUCAUCACUGACAACUCAAGCUGGAUGAGAAGUCGGAAAUUCAGGUUAGGAGCUCGAGCUCUUCAAAAGGUCUCUGCAGAAAUAAGAAUAAGGGAAGCGAGAAGUGCAAGUUUUGUCGUUAAAGAUCAUCGAGGAGAGUUUAACAAGAAGCAUCACCCUCCAUCUAUGAGCGACGAAGUGUGGCGCUUAGAGAAAAUAGCCAAAGAUGGCGCUCUACACAAGCGCAUGACUUCGAGAAGAAUCAACACUGUUCAAGAUUUCCUGCAGCUGUAUGAAGUCAAUGCAUCCUCUCUAAGAAAUAUACUUGGCACUGGGAUUGCCAACCGGACAUGGGAGACGAUUGUCAGACAUGCCGGCACCUGCGUGGUCGAUGAUAACAAGAUGUAUGCUUACUACCAAGCUUUGAACAAGGCCAGCAUACUGUUCAAUUCGAUAAUGAAUGUUACUCAAGCAACACUUGACGGCCAAACUUACCAGUCGCUAGACACAUUGACCCACUCUCAGAAGAUUUUGGUGCAGAACUUACAAUGGCAAGCUUACAAUAACAAGAAUCAGUGGGUGCCGCUCGAUGCCCUACCCAGCAUCACUCCUUCGAGAGCCCUGACCAACUUGCAUACAGAACCGUUAGUCGGUCUGAGCACACCUCUUCAUCAUCUAGAUUACACAGUGCUAAACCAAGAUAGACCAGAAGUGACUCCUGAAUUUAAUUACUUAUUGGCUUCAGCAUCGCGAUGCUACAAUGUCGCAGAAAACAGACAAUUAGAUUUUCCACCGAGUCAUAUCAUUGCAAAAACCUUUGAUCCCACCAUAGCAAACAGCUUAGCAAGGCAGGACUUUUUGUCCAGUUUUAGUGCCGGCGAAAGCAGUAAUCAUCUUGCUCACUCACAAGGACCCUUUGCACCGAACAUUCAUUUAUCUCCUGAAGAGCUUUUCAAUGUGCCAUCUCCGAUCCCUGGCAAUUUGAUGUGGACACCCGACCACACUUUCGUCCUCGAAUCAAGCAGCGGGGCAGAUUUAGGGAUCUGUCCAUCCGGCAUGGGUUUCGUCAUCCACAAGUCUAGGAUUUCAAGGCCCAGGGCGGCGUGGUGCAAGAUCCGUGCAGUGGUGAAGUGGGGAUCAGUUCGGCGCAUCGUGGCUGCAAAGAGAGCAGCCAUCUUCAAUUUUCCGAUUUAUUAAUAUGUACAAAUGGGAAGUCCUACGCCCGGGGAAGAAUUUUUUAGGUGCUCCAGAAGCACAGAGCUCUCAUCCACACAAGCCGACCGUGACGGGGUGAAGAAAUUUAUAAUGCUUGACGCCCUAUGAUUGGGUCUAGUGGAUGAGAAUGUCUUGUUUGGGGAGGACCAAGUUUCUGCAAAGCGUCUAAGGAUAAGCUGCCCUACAUGCAUCAAUUCAGUAGUAUGCCUAAGACUCUAAGGAUAAGUGCUAAUACAACAUCUGUGCUGUGUGCAGAUCGAGCAAGCUGAUCUUAUGAAGCACCUCAAUGGGAGGGUUCUUCUUCAAGAAUUGUAAGCGUUUUGUUUUUCUUGUUCAAGAAUUGCUUGGCAUUUUGUUUGUCCC